UGGUAAUCUUAUAAUAGGGGUGGCCUCCUUCUCGCCUGCGUCUUCUCCUCCGUCCGCUGGCUUGUCGUCCUAUCGACGUACUCCGCGAGACAUCUGCUGCAUAUUCUUGGAGCACCGAAUUCUUGCUGAUUGCCCCCUGUCUGAGUGGUUCCCCGACUCCUGGCGAUCCACUCGUUUCUAGACCACCCGUCACUUCCACUCCAAUGUGCCACCUGUGAACGGCCAAUACCUGUUUUCUGAUAACUUUUAUCUUGACUCUCAGUAUUAACCCCACUUCUUCUUAAUAAGGACCUCAAAGGCUUCUUGUCCUUGACCUACAGCCAGCAUGAGGGCGUCUUUGCUGGCAUGGUCAUUCCUUUCUCUCCUUUCCAUCCCGACGUGGGCUACCUCCGCCGGUGAUACUUCUCCCAAGCACCAUCUCGCGAAGAGAGAUGGCUCGACCGAGCCCAAGUCGACUCUCUUCAAUGGCAUCGAGGUUCCGCCUGUCAGGUCUUUGACCCCUGAUGAUUUCGACGAAACCGUUAAGGAUGGUUACUGGUUUAUCAAAGAGUAUUCUCCGUCAUGUCCGCACUGUCAGAAGAUUGCGCCAACCUGGCAGACACUCUAUGAGUUCUACUAUACCUCGGAUCCUCUGUCCUCGUCCUCUGGAAAGUCGUCCGAUACCAAGUCUCUGAACUCUUUCGAUAAAUUCUACAACUUCCACUUCGCGGAGGUAAAUUGUCUUGUGUACGGGGACCUGUGCCGCAAGUUGGAGGUGAAAUACUUUCCCACCUUCGCUUUGUAUCACAAUGGCGAGAUGGUUGAGCAAUUCACGGGAAAGAAGAGUAUGCAAGGGCUGAGCGAGUUUGUCGAAGAGAAGCUGGAACAGAUCAAACCUGGCUCUCGGCCUGCGCAAGGCCUGAACCUGCCCAAGCCGGGCGACACAAGUGUUGAUACCAAAGCUCAACCCGACGCCCCUGUCGCUAAGGACAAAGACCCUGAAGCUGGCGCUAAGGCUGGAGAGAAGCACAAUGAGCAGGCCGCGCAGCUUGCCGCUAGUGAUUCUUCUGUUGUCAAGGAUACCACGCAGACCAAGGCUAAGCCAUCUGGUCCAGUGAACCCUCAGGGCAUUUCUGUCCCUCUGACGGCGGAAAGCUUCCAGAAGCUUGUUACUACUACGCAAGACCCUUGGUUCAUCAAGUUCUACGCUCCUUGGUGCGGUCACUGUCAGGCAUUGGCUCCUAAUUGGCAAGAAAUGGCCAGAGAGAUGCAGGGUACUCUCAACGUCGGCGAAGUAAACUGCGAUGUCGAGACUCGGCUUUGCAAGGACGCCCGAGUCAACCAAUUCCCGACUAUUUAUUUCUUCCGUGGCGGUGAACGGGUUGAGUACAACGGUUUGCGUGGUCUGGGUGAUCUGGUCAAUUAUGCCAACAAGGCCGUGGAGAUCGGCUCCGGAGUGCAGGAUGUGGACGCUACCACUUUCAAGGAACUGGAAGAGAAAGAGGACGUCAUCUUCCUUUAUUUCUACGACCACGCAACGACUUCCGAGGACUUCAAGGCUCUUGAGCGUCUGACUCUUAGCUUGGUCGGACAUGCCAGACUAGUCAAGACCAACAGCGCCGCCCUCGCUGAAAGGUUCAAGAUUUCUACCUGGCCUCGUCUUUUGGUGUCCCGGGACGGCCGCCCAAGUUACUACAACGCACUCGCUCCCAAGGAUAUGCGAGACUUCCGGCAGAUUCUGGGAUGGAUGCGGUCUGUUUGGCUGCCGAUUGUCCCCGAACUUACGGCAUCCAACGCUCGUGAAAUUAUGGAUGGUAAAUACGUUGUACUAGGUAUUCUAAGCCGCAAGCAUUCGGAUGAAUUCCUGCAGUCUAAGAGAGAGCUGAAGAACGCGGCUCAUGAAUGGAUGGACAAGCAGGUUCAGCUGUUCCAGCUGGAGCGCGCCGAACUUCGAGAUGCUAAGCAAUUGCGGAUUGAAGAGGCGGAGGACCGUAAUGACCAGCGUGCGCUUCGGGCUGCCAAAAACAUGCGUAUCACCAUUCGCGAGGACGACAAGAAGCAGGUCGGUUUUGCUUGGGUUGAUGGUGAUUUCUGGGAGCGGUGGCUACGGACACAGUUCGGUAUCGAUGUGGAGAACGGAGAGCGUGUCAUUAUCAACGACCAAGAUAACCGACGCUACUGGGAUACGUCCUCUAGCGGAGCAUCCAUUAUGGCAUCCCGCACUUCGAUUCUCGAAACUAUUCCUCUUGUGGUUGCCAACCCCCCUAAGCUCACACCCAAGUCUACCGUUGGCACUUUUGAGUCGAUCUUCUUCUUCACUCGUUCGUUCAUCAGCGGGCAUCCGAUUUUGUUCGUCAUUAUCUUGAUCCUGUCCAUUGUCGGUGCCACAUUCGUGGCUCGAGGCAGAGCGGCAAGACGCGGAGGUCGAGGCGGUAUUCUCGGUGUUGCUGGGAACUCUAGCGGUGGCUUUUUCAACCUCGAUGGCAAGGAAGGACUCUUGAAUGGUGGUUCCACGGGCAAAGUAGAUUAAAUUGUGAAUCGGGGUGGUGUACAGUUAGCCUUUUUUAUUCUUUUUCUAUUACCCAAUUUUCCUCUUCAAUUAUAUUUUGGUGUCCUUUAUGCUACAAAUCUUGAUGAAC
This is a messenger RNA of Aspergillus japonicus CBS 114.51, 2618 nucleotides long. Its product is annotated as putative disulfide isomerase. NCBI's taxonomy places the organism in Eukaryota, Fungi, Ascomycota, Eurotiomycetes, Eurotiales, Aspergillaceae. The coding region runs from base 326 to 2509 and encodes 727 amino acids. Gene Ontology annotation, molecular function: protein disulfide isomerase activity. The record is from RefSeq and is a predicted model, not a curated record. Gene Ontology annotation, cellular component: endoplasmic reticulum. The transcript has 4 exons.